CAUUUGUUUUGAAUUUAUUGUAUUUAUAAAUUAUCGAGCAUAAUCUUCGAAAAUAAUCCCUUUUUUAUAAACAAAAUUAAUUUCGUAAAACCUCUGUGUACCACCUGAUGCUUGAGCCCUGAAAUUACGAAAAGUUGGUAGCUGUAUAUUGGAGAAAAUCUCCACCAGAAUUACAAACGAUUUCAUCAGAAUGUGCAAAGAUUACUACAAGAUUCUUGACAUCGAGCGAAAUGCAUCCAGCGAAGAGGUCAAGAAGGCCUACAAACGGAUGGCACGGCGCUAUCAUCCGGACAAGAACGACCAUCCACAGGCCGAGGAGCAGUUCAAGGAAGUGGCUGCCGCCUACGAGAUCCUGUCCGACAAGGAGAAGCGCGAGAUCUACGACAAAUUCGGUGAGAAGGGCCUAAGGGGCGGUGUCAAACCGCCGAAUAACGCUCUGCUCUCGUCCGAUAUGCUGCUGUUCAUGUGUGCCAUUGGCGGAGUAGUAAUUUUUGCCUUUGCCGCCUAUAAGAUAUUCCAGCUCUUCACACGCAAAAAGGACGCGACGCCAAGAACGACCAUCCACAGGCCGAGGAGCAGUUCAAGGAGGGGGCUGCCGCCUACGAGAUCCUGUCUGACAAGGAGAACCGCGAGAUCUACGACAAAUUCGGUGAGAAGGGCCUAAGGGGCGGUGUCAAAGCGCCGAAUUUCGCUCUGCCCUCGUCCGAUAUGCUGCUGUUCAUGUGUGCCAUUGGCGGAGUAG
Molecule: messenger RNA, 742 nt
Organism: Drosophila serrata
Lineage: Eukaryota; Metazoa; Arthropoda; Insecta; Diptera; Drosophilidae
Product: dnaJ protein homolog 1 pseudogene
Source: RefSeq, a predicted model, not a curated record